GGAAACUGAAACUUACUGCAGUAAAAGCUUCGGGAAGCUGCAGCUGAGACUCGUCUUGCUGGUUCUGUUGAAAGAUCAAUUACAGCCAACUAAAUUCUCUGGACCUUUCUAAACUACACAGCAGUCUCUGCACACAGUAUGUCUGCUGCCGGCGCUUCACUCUCUGAAGAUCAGUUUCUGUGCUCCAUCUGUCUCGAUGUGUUCACUGAUCCAGUCAGCACUCCAUGUGGACACAACUUCUGCAAGAAGUGCAUCACUAAACACUGGGAUGUUAGUGUCCAGUGUCAAUGUCCCAACUGUAAAAAGAUGUUCUCCACCAGACCAGAGCUGCAGGUCAAUACUUUUGUCUCUGAGAUGGUUGCUCACUUCAGACAGUCAGCUCAACAGAGAGCCAGCAGCAGCAGCUCAGAGCUACAAGCUGCUGGACCAGGAGAAGUUCCCUGUGACGUCUGCACUGGAACCAAACUGAAGGCCCUGAAGUCCUGCCUGGUGUGUCUGCUCUCCUACUGUGAGACUCACCUGGAGCCUCAUCUGACAGCUUCACGUCUGAAAAGACAUCAGCUGAUCGACCCUGUGGAGAACCUGGAAGGCAGGAUGUGCAUGAAGCACGAUAAACCUCUGGAGCUGUUCUGUCAGACUGACCAGACAUGUGUCUGCAUGCUGUGCACUGUUUUAGAACACAAAACUCAUGAUGUUGUUCCUCUCAAGGAAGAAUAUGAGAGAAAGAUGGCAGAGCUGGGGAAGACAGAGGCUAAAAUUGAGCAGAUGAUCCAGGAGAGACGAUCAAAGAUUCAAGAGUUCAGACGGUCAGUCGAGGUCAGCCGGGACAAUGCAGACAGAGAGAUAGCAGCCAGCAUCCAGGUCUUCACCAAACUGAAGGAGGCCAUUGAGAGGAACCAUGCUGAAGUCAUUGAAACGACUGAAGAAAAGCACAAAACAACAGAGAAACAGGCUGAAGGUUUCAUCAAAGAGCUGGAAGAGGAAAUCUCUGAGCUGAAGAAGAGAAGUGCUGAGCUGGAGCAGCUGUCACACUCAGAAGACCACCUUAACCUCGUCCAAAACUGUCCAUCCCUGAAUGCACCUCUACCCACCAAGAACUGGACAGAGGUCAGAGUCUGUCCACCUUCAUAUGAAGGGACUGUGAGAGCAGCUGUUGCUCAGUCAGUGAAGAUGCUCCAACAUGAGAUGAAGAAGCUUCCCACAGAGACUGAGCUGAAGACGGUCCAGCAGUAUGCAGUGGACGUCACACUGGAUCCUGAGACAGCAUGUCCCCAACUCAUCCUGUCUGAAGAUGGGAAACAAGUGAGUUAUGGUGUUGCAAAGAAGAACGUCCCAGACAACCCAAAGAGAUAUUCAAGUGGUCUCUGUGUUUUAGGGAAGGAGAUGUUUUCUUCAGGUAGAUUUUACUUUGAGGUUCAGGUUAAAGGGAAGACUGAUUGGGCUUUAGGAGUUGCCAGAGAGUCAGUCAAUCGUAAGGGACUAAUCUCUUUUAACACUCAGUAUGGUUACUGGACUUUAUGGUUGAAGAAUGAAAAUGUUUAUCAUGCUAAUACUGUGCCCCGUGUUGCUCUCUCUCUGAAGUCUCAGCCUGAGAAGGUGGGUGUGUUUGUAGAUUAUGAGGAGGGUCUGGUCUCCUUUUAUGAUGCUGAUGCUGGAAGUCUUAUCUACACCUAUACAGGCUGCUGCUUCAAUGGAAAACUCCUCCCAGCCUUCCUUCCCUUGUCUCAGACAGGUGGUAAAAUCCCUCUGAUCAUCUGUCCUGUUGACCACACUGAGUAGAUGAACCAUUGACUGUUGUAGAAGGAGACAGUAUUUAAUGUAAAAAAUGUGCUAUACCUAAUGCUAAAGUCAGGCAACUCAUAUCAAUAACAUUUUUCAGACAUAAAAACGUGUAUUUUAUACAGAUAUCUGAUUUUUGUUAAGACUUUAUGAUCACUUGAUAUAUCACAAGUGGAUUCAGAAAGUAGAAGGUUGGACAAAUACUAAGGAAAAAUGUAUUCUUCUUAACCCUUUGUACACAAGUUGUUUCAGGGCGAUUUUAGGUUUUUUCAUUUUACUCACUGUGUUCUUGUGUUUCACUGCAAUAUUUAAAUUUAUACAACAUAUAUAAGUCCUGCAGCCCUAUGGAAUCAGCACAAUCAUGGCUUGAAGUAGGAAAAACUCAAACAUGUCAUUGUGCAGAAAAAUGCAGUUUUAAUGACAGAAAUCAUAAAUUAAAAAAAAAAAAAAAAAGCACAAGUUGAAUUUCUCUAAUAAAUUAUUUUUCAUAAAUUGGAAUAAACUUUUCCAAGUGCCCAGAGGUGUCACAGAUAUUGAAAUAACAAAAAAUUGUGUCUCCACAUACUAUA
Messenger RNA from Centropristis striata (black sea bass), 2348 nucleotides. RefSeq names its product E3 ubiquitin-protein ligase TRIM21-like. The transcript is spliced from 2 exons. Gene Ontology annotation, molecular function: protein binding; zinc ion binding. The record is from RefSeq and is a predicted model, not a curated record. Bases 139 to 1779 code for a protein of 546 amino acids. Lineage: Eukaryota; Metazoa; Chordata; Actinopteri; Perciformes; Serranidae.